Lepus europaeus (European hare) is the source of this 5905-nucleotide messenger RNA. RefSeq names its product zinc finger protein 33B (gene ZNF33B). The record is from RefSeq and is a predicted model, not a curated record. The transcript is spliced from 6 exons. The coding region runs from base 354 to 2693 and encodes 779 amino acids. NCBI's taxonomy places the organism in Eukaryota, Metazoa, Chordata, Mammalia, Lagomorpha, Leporidae. Gene Ontology annotation, biological process: regulation of DNA-templated transcription.
UGUGCUUCCGCCGCGCCUCCUGUUUUCCUCCACUCUCGCGGUGGGGGCGUCGUGGAGCCGCCCUGUGGACACGGUCUUCUAGGACCAGUGUAGCACACGGCAGUAGCUUCAGAAUUGUCUGCAUUUGUCCAAGAAACAGCAUUCAAUGAAUACGAGACACUGUGCCAGAGAGCAGGAACAAGAACCAUGGUCAUCAUCUGCAAUUCCAGUCAUCUUGAACAUGCUGUCAAAAAUCCAUGCCUCUCUGGUCAUAUUAUAAUUUGAAUUGCUGAAAAGCUGAAGAUGAAAGGACAUAAGGACUCAAGGAGGUCCCAGAGAUGAACUGACCCACACCUCCAGGCAGGCCCUGACUCAUGGACUUUGCUUUGAUGGAAGAGAAAUUCCAGGGAGCAGUAUCAUUUAAGGACGUGACUGUAGGAUUCACCCAGGAGGAGUGGCAGCACCUGGACUCCAGUCAGAGGUCUCUAUAUAGAGAUGUGAUGCUGGAGAACUAUAGCCACCUCGUCUCAGUAGGGUUUUGUGUUACCAAACCAGAGGUGAUCUUCAGGCUGGAGCAGGAUGAAGAGCCAUGGAUACUGGAGGAAGAAUUCUCCAACCAGAGUUUCCCAGAAAUUUGGAAAGCUGAUCAUCUAAAUGAAAGGAGCAAGGAAAAUCACCUGAAACAUUUUUGGGAAUGUAUAUUCAUCAAUAACAAAACACUGACUAAGGAACAAGGUAAUAUAACAGAAAAACCAUUUAACUUGGACAUAAAUUCUUUUCCUUCUGGUAAAGUACUUUGCCAGUUUAACUCAGGUGGAUUGAAUUUCAAUAAUAUUUCAGAACUGGUUAUUAGUAAGAAAAACCAUUUAGGAAAAAAGCCUAAUGAGUUUAAUACCUGUGGAAAAUUUCUGCUCAAAUUUAAGCAAGAGAAAACUCACACUAGAGAGAAAAGUGAAUUUUUUAAAAAUGGCGAAACUAUAACUCAUCAUGAGGACCCAGCUCAGCAUGAGAAGACUCACACUUUAGAGCAAGAUUUUGAAUAUAGCACACCUCAGGAAACCUUCCUUGAAAAGGAAGUAUUCAGUACACACAAGAGAGGGAUUACACAAGAAAAUGAUUGUGAAUUAAAUGAAUAUCAGAGAACUUUCCACGAUAAUUCAUGCCUCUUGUUCCAUCAGAUACUGCCCUUAAAGGAAAAUCACUAUGCGUUUAGUAAUUGUCAGAAAUCCUUAGGUUUGAAGUCCACCCUAUGGAAACAUGGAGCAAAUAUGAGACACUAUGAAUAUAAUGAAAGUGGAAAUAAUUUCAGGAGGAAGUUAUCUUUCUUACAACUUCAGAAAACUCAUAAAGGAGAGAAGCACUUUGCAUGUAGUGAAUGUGGGAAGGCUUUCUGGGAGAAGUCCCACCUUACUCGACAUCAGAGAGUACACACAGGAGAGAAACGUUUUCAAUGUAGUGAAUGUGGAAAAACUUUCUGGGAGCAGUCAAACCUCACCAAACAUCAGAGGUCACACACAGGGGAGAAACCUUUUGAGUGCAAUGAAUGUAGGAAAGCCUUUAGCCACAAGUCAGCCCUCACAUUACACCAGAGAACGCAUACAGGUGAGAAGCCCUAUCAGUGCAAUGCAUGUGGGAAAACCUUUUAUCAGAAGUCAGACCUCACUAAACAUCAGAGAACACACACAGGACUGAAGCCCUAUGAAUGCUAUGAAUGUGGGAAAUCCUUCUGUAUGAAUUCACACCUUACAGUACAUCAGAGAACUCACACGGGUGAAAAGCCCUUUGAGUGUCCUGAAUGUGGGAAAUCCUUUUGUCAAAAGUCACAUCUUACACAGCACCAGAGGACUCACAUAGGGGAUAAACCCUAUGAAUGUAAUGCAUGUGGGAAAACAUUCUACCACAAGUCAGUACUCACUCGACAUCAAAUAAUUCAUACAGGGUUGAAACCUUAUGAAUGUUAUGAAUGUGGGAAAACCUUCUGUUUGAAGUCAGACUUGACAGUACAUCAGAGAACUCACACAGGGGAGAAACCCUUUGCAUGUCCUGAAUGUGGGAAGUUCUUCAGUCAUAAGUCGACCCUCUCUCAACAUUACAGGACACACACAGGAGAGAAACCCUAUGAAUGUCAUGAAUGUGGGAAAAUCUUUUACAAUAAAUCAUAUCUGACUAAACAUAAUAGAACCCAUACAGGGGAGAAGCCUUAUGAAUGCAAUGAAUGUGGGAAAACCUUCUGCCAGAAGUCACAGCUCACUCAACAUCAGAGAAUUCAUAUAGGUGAGAAGCCUUACGAAUGUAAUGAAUGUGGAAAAGCUUUCUGCCAUAAGUCAGCUCUAAUUGUACACCAGAGAACUCAUACAGAAGACAAGCCCUAUAAAUGUAAUGACUGCGGAAAAUCUUUCUGUGUAAAGUCAGGGCUUAUUUUACAUCAGAGAAAACACACAGGGGAGAAACCCUUUGAGUGUAGUGAAUGUGGGAAAUCAUUUAGUCACAAAUCAUCCCUCACCGUACAUCACAGAGCUCACACAGGAGAGAAAUCCUGUCAGUGCAAUGAAUGUGGGAAAAUUUUUUACCGUAAAUCAGACCUUGCUAAACAUCAGAGAUCACACACAGGGGAGAAGCCCUAUGAAUGUAACAUAUGUAGAAAAACCUUCUCUCAAAAGUCAAACCUCAUUGUACAUCAGAGAACACACACAGGAGAAAAAUCUUAUGAGUGAAAUGAAUAUUAAAUAUGUUCAGCCAUAGGAUAGCCUCCAUUACAUUUCAUAGUAUUCUGUUGUGACCUUGAACAUUCAGUAACUUUCAUCUAUAGUUUGGCCUUAUUCAACAUUAAUGAUAGGAGAUAAAACCGUACACUGCAACUGUUAAGUGAUAUCCCAAUACUGAAUCAGGUCUUAGAGAUUAUUGGCAUUCGUAAAGGGUUUCAGCAAUAAAUGCAAGUUAGAUUGUUUCAGGAGGAAUAUGGAGAUAAAAUUUUAAGAAAUAUAAAUUGAAGAUUUUCUGUAGAAGUAAUAAAAUACUACAAGUUUGAUACUAUAAUUGUCCUUCUGAAACCAUGAGAAAUUCUAAUUUUUAUGUAUAUUUUAGAACCAUAAAGCUUUAAAAAAUUAAGAAAUUAAUAAAAUUAUUUAAUCACAGAAGGUGCAAUAAGAAUACAGAGUUCCCAUGUGCCUGUCAUCAAGCUAUUUCCAAUGAUAAUAUCUUAUAUAACCAUAGUAUAUUAGGAAGUACAAGAAAUUUAUGAUAACCAGAUUCAGACUUUAAUAUUCAGAUUUUACUAUAUUUUAAUUGCUCCCUAUAUGAGUGUGUGUAAUUCUAUCAAUUUAAGUAUCCAUCAACACAGUUAGAUUAUGAAACUGAAAAGAAGUCUGGAAUCUGAAUCACAACAAUCUUACAAAGGAAUCAGUAUUUGAUUUUGAGAAGUUCACUGGUGUUAAUUGCAUUCUUUUUGUAACCCUCACUCUUGUGACUGAUUAUGAAGCCUUUUAAAAGCAUAGAGAGGUAGAAUAACCAGAUUAAAAUGAUUAGAUUUAUCCUUAAUGUAUUCUGUGCAUUGGGAAAGAAAUUCCUAUUUCUUAAUGUUCUCUUCUCACCUGUGCUCCAUCCCUUGUCUUGAGUACUAUUUGUAAGCAGCUCCCUCCAAGACAGGACUCAGGGAAAAGGCUCACAAAUACAGACUAGAUGCUGCUCAUGUCUGUUGGGCUAUAAACCAGAGUUUUGACGGUUUGCAAAGGAGUGAGGCUGGAACAGAACCAGAAUCAAGCUGGGAUGGGGAGUCUAUUGACAAUUUAGAAGUCAUAGACUAUUACAUGAUCCGAUCAUGUAAAUAAGAUUACACAAUCCAGUAUCCUUAGGUUGUGGAAUGAUUGUGGAUCAUUUUCAUUUUUGGAAACUCGGAAAAUAAGAGAAAUUAUAUCCAAAAUUAGCAGAAAAAUAAAUUACAGUAAAAAUUGAUGAAAUUGAAAGAAAUUUUAAUAAAACUCAAAGCUGGUCAUUUGGAAAGUUUAAUAAUAUGAUAAACUCGACUUGGUUAGAUAAAAGAAGGAGAAAAUUUGCUGAUAUUGGAAAUUAAUGAGGAUCCAUUGCUACUGAUCCCAUAGACUUUUUUUUUUUUUUUUUUUGGACAGGCAGAGUUAGACAGUGAGAGAGAGAGACAGAGAGAAAGGUCUUCUUUCUGUUGGUUUACCCCCCAAAUGGCUGCUCUGGCUGGCACGCUGUGCCAAUCUGAAGCCAGGAGCCAGGUACUUCUUCCUGGUCUCCCAUGUGGGUGCAGGGCCCAAGCACUUGGGCCAUCCUCUACUGCCUUCCCAGGCCACAGCAGAGAACUGGACUGGAAGAGGAGCAACCGGGACAGAACUGGCGCCCCAACCGGGACUAGAACCCAGAGUACCGCUGCUGUAAGUGGAGGAUUAGCCUAGUGAGCCGUGGCGCCGGCUGAUCCCAUAGACAUUUAAAGGAACAUGGAAGAUUAUGGACAACUGUGCCCAUAAAUUUGAUAACCUAGCUGAUAUGGACCAGUUCCUUUUAAGAUUCUAUUGGCACUCAAGAAUAAAUCUUGUUAAAAAGCAUAUUAAGGGGAAUUGGAUUAAUCAUAGAUAACUUUACAAAACAAAACAUACCAGGACUGAUGUGUUCACUGGUGAAUUCUGCCAAACAUUUAAGAUAGAAAUGAUACCAGUUCUGUGCAGUAUAGUCUUUUCCAGGACGUAAUGGCAAAGGGAACACUCCUGAUUCCAUGAAGCCAGCAUUUUUAAUACCAAACCAGUAUUACAGGAAAGGAAAUAUAUAGACCAGUGUCUCCCGUGGGCAGAAGUCUUCAACAGAAUAUAAGCAAAUCAAAUAACAAUGUACGAAAAAGAUUAUAUAUAUGACAAAGUAUGCAAGGCUUAUUUAACAUUCAGUAAUCUAUAUAGCAUACCAUCAGGUCAAAGAGGAAAUAUCAUCAUACAGAAGAUGAUGUAAAAGCAUCUGUUGAUGACAAAGAUCUAAUACCUAUUCAUGAUAAAAGCCACUCAACAAACUAGGCACACAGAAACUUUCUCAACUUGAUCAAGAACUGCUACAAAGCUUAUAAGCUAACAUAUUUAAUGUCCAAAAUUUAGGUGCUUUCCCACUAAGACAGCAUGUCCCCUCUCAUUGUUACUUUUCAGAAUCCUUGUGAAAAUACUAGCUAAUGCAGUGAGACAGGUAAAGGAAAUGAAGGACACAUAGAUUCGCAAGGAAGAAACAAAACUAUAGUCACAGAUAAUGUGAUUAUCUUUGUAGUAAAUUCCAACUUAAAACCUACUUGCAGUAAUAAGCAAUUAUAGUAAAGUUGCAGGAUAUGAUACAUGAGCAGACAGUAAAGAUACUGUUCAGUCACAGAAAGUCAUGAAGGAACCUUAAAUGAAUAUUGUUAGCCAAAAGAUGGCCAGUCUGAAAAGGCUUUCAUGCUGUAGUUGUGACAUUCUGAAAAGGAAAAAAACUAUGGAGACCACAAAAAGAUCAGUGGUUGUCGGGUUCUGAGGAAGGGAGAAUGGGAUGAACAGGUGGAGAGGUGGUUUGGAAGAUAUCAAGUCUUUCUGUGGGGUACUGUAAUGGUGGUUAUAUGUCAUUAUACAAUUGUCAAAACCCACAGAAUGCAAAAUAGAAUGAACACUAAUGCAGAUCUUGGGCUUUAGUUAAUAGUAAUGUAUUGGUAUUGGAUCCACAAAUUGUUAGCAUAUGUACCACACUAAUGUAAGAUGCUUUUAGAGGAAACUGUGGAGAAGGGGUGAAGUGCCAUAUGGGAAUUCUUUGUACUUUUUGCUAAACUUUUGUGUAACCCUAUUUUCUGCUUAAAAAAGUGUAUUAAAUACCUUAUACUCUGCUUAAAAAUUGUAUUGAAUAAAUAAAUGAAUAAAUAACCAACCAACCCACUCUGUAUGUUUAUAGCAAUAUUGAUGAGUUU